GGACUCCUCGCCGCCGCCGCGAGACUCGGCACCCGCAGCGCUCCGGCUCCUCCUCCUCCCGCGACCGCGCUCCGCAGCGAUGGACGGAGACGGUGACCCAGAGAGCGUGGGCCAGCCGGAGGAGCAGCCGGAGGAGGCGUGCGCGGAGGCCGAGGAGGAGCAGCCCGGGGAGGAAGAGGCAUCAGGCGAGGAGGAGGCGGCGGCGUACCUGGCGGAGCUGCCCGAGCCGCUGCUCCUGCGCGUGCUGGCCGCUCUGCCGGCCGCUGAGCUGGUGCAGGCCUGCCGCCUGGUGUGCCUGCGCUGGAAGGAGCUGGUGGACGGCGCCCCCCUGUGGCUGCUCAAGUGCCAGCAGGAGGGGCUGGUGCCCGAGGGUGGCGGCGACGACGAGCGAGACCACUGGCAGCAGUUCUACUUUCUGAGCAAGCGGCGGCGCAACCUGCUGCGCAACCCGUGCGGGGAAGAAGACUUGGAGGGCUGGUGCGACGUGGAGCACGGUGGCGACGGCUGGCGGGUGGAGGAGCUGCCUGGAGACAGUGGGGUGGAAUUCAGCCACGAUGAGAGCGUCAAGAAGUACUUCGCCUCCUCCUUUGAGUGGUGUCGCAAAGCACAAGUCAUUGACCUGCAAGCUGAGGGCUACUGGGAGGAGCUGCUGGACACCACCCAGCCGGCCAUCGUGGUGAAGGACUGGUACUCGGGCCGCACGGACGCGGGCUGCUUGUACGAGCUCACGGUGAGGCUGCUGUCGGAGCACGAGGACGUGCUGGCCGAGUUCAGCAGCGGCCAGGUGGCGGUUCCCCCGGACAGUGAGGACGGCUGGAUGGAGAUCUCCCACACCUUCACCGACUACGGACCAGGCGUCCGCUACGUCCGCUUCGAACACGCGGGACAGGACUCCGUCUAUUGGAAGGGCUGGUUCGGGGCGCGAGUGACCAACAGCAGCGUGUGGGUGGAGCCCUGAGAGCCCCCUGCUGCUCCCCAGCCGCCCUGCCCCGCGGGGCGGAGGCCGGGGUGGACAAGCCUUAACUUAGUCGCCAGCACCUCGCCCAGCCGUGCCCACCUCGCCCCGC
Messenger RNA from Marmota flaviventris (yellow-bellied marmot), 1067 nucleotides. It is a transcript of the gene Fbxo2, whose product is annotated as F-box protein 2. The record is from RefSeq and is a predicted model, not a curated record. Gene Ontology annotation, molecular function: protein binding; ubiquitin protein ligase activity. Gene Ontology annotation, cellular component: cytoplasm; SCF ubiquitin ligase complex. Lineage: Eukaryota; Metazoa; Chordata; Mammalia; Rodentia; Sciuridae. Gene Ontology annotation, biological process: ERAD pathway; glycoprotein catabolic process; SCF-dependent proteasomal ubiquitin-dependent protein catabolic process.